AUGGUGCUGAAUCCUCGCUCGCUCGCUCGCUCGACAGAGUCCACCCUGCGUGGUUCUCUCACCUCUCAGUCUUUUGUUGACCCCGAAACUUCUGCUCCUAUCUCUACAUCUACAUCCCACAAGAAGUCUGCCACAAAACAUACCUCUGCUUUCAGUGAGAAGAAAGCAGUUAACCGCCGAAAAGUGCGUGACGGUUCUCCCGAGAAUCAUGUCAAUCCUUCAUGGGGCCGGUUUAAUGGCGACUCUUGGUUGAGCGUCUUGGGCUGCGGCGCCAUCAUGGUAUUCUGCCCCAUAUUGGCAAUUCUAUUCUCCGUUGCCCUUACCCAUUUCAACGGAAGCAUCACAAACACAUUGUGGGCAUAUGCUACAAACAACCCCCUAGAGCUUAUUGCGCUCUAUGCGCCUCGACCAACGAUAAAGGCAACAUUGGGAUACGCUGCUUGGCUCAUUUUCCAGGCCAUUCUCUACCGAUGGCUUCCGAGCAAUAUCGGUUAUGGUCAGCGCACUCCGGCUGGGCAUCUUCUUCCUUACAAGGUCAAUGGUUUGCAGGCAUGGGCUCUUACCCAUGUUCUUGCCGUGGUUGCAGUUUACUACGGUUAUCUUGACCCGGCAUACAUUGCAAAGAACUGGGAUGGUUUGAUGGUGGUUUUCAAUGUUUACGGGUUCUUCUUGGCUGGGAUUUCAUACGUGAAGGCCCAUUUGGCUCCCACACACCCCGACGACCGGAAGUUCAGUGGAUCGAGGAUCUAUGAUUUCUAUAUGGGAAUUGAGCUUAACCCAAGAUUUGGGCAAUGGUGGGACUUCAAGCUUUUCCACAACGGACGACCUGGAAUUGUUGCCUGGACUUUGAUUGACUUGUCCUACGCUGCUUGGCAAUACGAGAGAAUCGGUUACAUCACAAACUCGAUGAUUAUCGUAAACAUCUUGCAUGCUUUUUAUGUCGUAGACUUCUUUAUCAACGAAGACUGGUAUCUCCGCACCAUCGAUAUCUGCCACGACCACUAUGGCUUCUAUCUUGCCUGGGGAUCAAUGGUUUGGUUGCCAACUGUUUACACCCUGCAAGCACAAUACCUUGCUCGCUACCCCGUUGAUCUACCCACGCCUGUCGCAGUGGCUCUCCUUACGAUUGGUGUGUCUGGGUACAUCAUCUUCCGCUCUGUCAACCACCAAAAGGAUAUCGUCAGACGUACCGGAGGAGAAUGUUUGAUUUGGGGAAAGAAGGCAGAAGUGAUCAAGGCGACCUACAAGACCGAGGACGGAAUGGAUCACGAAUCCUUGCUUCUUUGCUCUGGCUGGUGGGGUUUCGUCCGUCACGCAAACUACCUCGGAGAUCUCAUUCUCUCAUACAGCGUCUGCGCCGUCUGCGGAGUCGACAACCUUCUGCCCUGGACAUAUGCGAUCUUUAUGACCAUUCUCCUGAUUCAAAGAUGCGGGAGAGAUGACGCGAGGUGCACAGGGAAAUAUGGCCCCGACUGGAAAAAGUACUGCAGCAUUGUCAAAUACAGAAUUAUUCCUGGCAUCUACUAG
Molecule: messenger RNA, 1527 nt
Organism: Morchella importuna
Lineage: Eukaryota; Fungi; Ascomycota; Pezizomycetes; Pezizales; Morchellaceae
Exons: 5
Coding region: 1-1527 (508 amino acids)
Biological process (GO): cholesterol biosynthetic process; brassinosteroid biosynthetic process
Cellular component (GO): endoplasmic reticulum membrane
Molecular function (GO): 7-dehydrocholesterol reductase activity
Source: RefSeq, a predicted model, not a curated record